AUGUUGAAACCAUUGUUCGGAAAAAGUGACAAAUCGCCGUCGGAUGUUGUGAGGAAUCUACGCGAUGCGCUUCUUGUCAUCGAUAAGUACAAUGGGGUUACCAGUGAGCGAAAAGUGGAAAAGGCGAUUGAUGAGACGGCCAAAAUGUUGGGUUUGGCGAAGACGUUCAUUUUCGGCUCCGAUGCGUCGGAGCCCAACAACGAUCAGGUCACCCAAUUGGCGCAAGAGGUGUACAAUGCGAACAUCCUGCCGCUUCUCAUCAAAUAUCUGCCGAAAUUCGAGUUUGAGUGCAAGAAAGAUGUGGCGAUGGUGUUCAAUAAUUUGCUUCGACGACAAAUUGGGAAUCGAUCGCCGACGGUGGAGUAUAUCGCGGCGAGACCCGAAAUAUGCAUUAGUCUCCUCUUGGGGUAUGAACAACUUGAUAUCGCCCUGACGGCUGGAUCCAUGCUCCGAGAGUGCAUUCGUCAUGAGCAUCUUGCCAAACUUGUAUUAUACUCGGAAUAUUUCCAAAGAUUCUUCACCUAUGUUCAAAGCGAUGUAUUCGAUAUUGCCACCGAUGCGUUCUCAACAUUCAAAGACCUACUAACCAAGCAUAAAAACCUGUGCGCCGAGUAUUUGGAUGUGAACUACGACGGAUUCUUUGCGCAAUACCAAGCUCUCACCAAUUCACCGAACUAUGUGACUCGACGACAAUCGCUGAAGCUUCUCGGCGAGCUUCUACUAGACCGACACAAUUUCAGCACGAUGAACAAAUUUAUAACAAGUCCCGAAAAUCUGAAAACGAUAAUGGAGCUGCUGCGCGAUAAGCGACGAAACAUUCAAUAUGAGGCGUUCCACGUAUUUAAAAUUUUUGUGGCGAAUCCGAACAAACCGCGUCCGAUUCUCGACAUUCUCAAUAGGAAUCGCGAUAAGCUCGUCGAGUUCUUGUCGCUUUUCCACAAUGAUCGAACCGACGAUGAGCAGUUCAAUGAUGAGAAGGCGUACCUCAUCAAGCAGAUUCGAGAGCUUCGAGUGUGA
Molecule: messenger RNA, 1017 nt
Organism: Caenorhabditis bovis
Lineage: Eukaryota; Metazoa; Nematoda; Chromadorea; Rhabditida; Rhabditidae
Source: the annotation of a GenBank genome assembly